Molecule: messenger RNA, 1099 nt
Organism: Patella vulgata (common limpet)
Lineage: Eukaryota; Metazoa; Mollusca; Gastropoda; Patellidae
Product: serine/threonine-protein kinase PDIK1L-like
Exons: 2
Coding region: 32-1099 (355 amino acids)
Biological process (GO): peptidyl-serine phosphorylation; protein autophosphorylation; autophagosome organization
Cellular component (GO): autophagosome; cytoplasm
Molecular function (GO): protein serine/threonine kinase activity; ATP binding
Source: RefSeq, a predicted model, not a curated record
CAUUGGCAAAGGAGCAUUUGGUAAAGUUUAUAUGGGAUUCGAAGAUGACGACAUCGAAUGGUACGCUAUAAAAGAAAUAUCAGCUGAUUUGACGCACGAAAACCUCGACAAAUUGAAGAACGAAGUUAAGGUGCUGGAACCUCUAAGUCAUCCUAAUAUUGUAGAAUUUGCAGAUAGUUUUACAGAAGGUGCAUGCUUUUACAUAGUGCUGGAGUUCUGUAACGCAGGCGAUUUGAAUGAUUUUAUUCUGAAUAAUAAACUUAAUUAUUUAAUCAAGCUGUCUUUUACUGAACAGAUUUUUGAGGGCUUGUCAUAUCUUAAUGAGCGUAAGAUAAUACAUCGUGAUAUAAAACCAGAUAACAUAAUGAUAAAUUAUACACAAAAUCGUUAUACAAUCAAAAUAGCAGAUUUUGGUUUGUCAAGAUUUUGUCAAAACGUCACUGGGGAAGAACCUUAUUACGAAUUCUCGUACAGCCCAAAAGCACCGCUUUAUUAUAGUGCGCCAGAGUGUUUUAGUAAAAGAAGUAUAACCAUGGAUAACCAUAGAAAUACACCCAAAGAAAUCGUUAUUAAUGGAAAGGUAACCGCUACAAGCGAUAUCUUCAGCUUGGGGUGUCUCAUAAUGGCGAUGUUUUCAGAAACCACAGUUCCCUGGGUUGAAAAAAAGCCGCUCUUAGCACCGUUUAUUAUUGUAAAUCCGCCCAUACAAAUAGCCAGCGCCACUCCAGAACAAACAACUGACUAUAUCAGAAAAGUCAUAAAAAUUCCAGGCCAGCCUGUAAUGGAAAAAAAAUUUCAAGCUCUUAUUGUUGACAUGGUCGAGAGUGACUGGCGUGAUCGACCUAAUGCAAAAGAAGCUAGAGACAGAAUGCAAACACUCCUCCGGUCUCCAGCAACCAACCAAGCAGGAAUUAACUAUCCUCAAGCAGGGAAGGGCUAUCCCGAAGCUACAAUACUGCAGCAACCAACCCAGCAGGAAAUAAUUACACCCGCAGCAGGAAUUAACUAUCCGCUAGCAGGAAAUAAUUGUCCCGCAGCAGGAAAUAAUUAUCCCGCAGCAGGAAUUAAUUAUCCCGCAGCAGGAAUUCAAGAUAUUUGA